Molecule: messenger RNA, 2072 nt
Organism: Rotaria socialis
Lineage: Eukaryota; Metazoa; Rotifera; Eurotatoria; Philodinida; Philodinidae
Source: the annotation of a GenBank genome assembly
AUGGAAAACCCGUCUAGCACAAAAUCGAAAGAAAUUACUACCGUUCGUCGACUCAUCUUGCAAUUUAUUUUCUCAUAUGUCAUUCCAAUAAUUCUCAUAUGUUUAUUUAUAUCAUUCAAGGCUUUUCAUUUUCAAGCUCGCGGGGACAUAUACAUUUUUUGUUUAACCAUGAUUUAUAUGGCGAUAUGUUUAUUAUUUUCGAUUGCAAUGAUAGCAUGGCAAUUGUAUAUAAUUUUCUUAUUUAAAAGAAGAAAUAUUGUUCAUCGUCGAAAUAACAAGUCUUUGUAUAGUUCACUGGAAUUACUUACUCGUGUAAUAACACUUAUUAUAAAUGUUGUAAUUGCUCUAAAUGAGAUUAAUGAAAACAUGCCAAUUGAAUGUCUCAUCAUGAUUGGUCUCUUUGUAAUAUAUUGUGUCGAUUUGUGUUGCUAUAAAUUCACGAAGAUCAACCUUAAUACUCCAGCUCGAAUCGUGGCUUCCAGCACUGAUGUUAAAGAUUCAAUUCCUCGAGUUGAUGCACAUGACGAAGAAACCAAUGUUCUAGUAGAAACUUCGCUUCAAACGAUGACUGAUAUUGUUGGUGAUUCUUCAUCUUUUCAAUUGAUGAGUACUGAAGAGAUUCAAGUAAAUUCAUUAUCUGAAUCUGAUGAAGAAAGUCGUAAAUUAUAUUCGGUAUGGUCUCGUUUUCAUCCAUUAAUCUUUAUUCCGGGUUGGAUCGCCGUUUUUGUGCCAACAAUCUUUAUGUUGAAAGGUUUAAUAGAUUUCAUUAAAAGAACAAAUGGUUCAACACGAUUAUUGGGUUAUGUUAUGUUCGGCACGGUAUUAUUUGGAAUUUCACUACUAAUUAUUCGUGUCGUCGAGUACUUGAUAGAUAUGAAAAUGAUCUACUUUCAUAACAACAGAUCUUCGAAUUCAACACAUAAACAAUCUGACCAAUCAUAUUUUUUAUUCAUUAUUAAACCUUAUUUUCAUAAAUUUCAUCAUUUGUAUUGUUGCAAAGUCAUAUAUAAAGAAAAGCAGAAUGAAAAUAUAUUUCCUCUAGGUAACGUUGUUUAAUAAGCGUGUUGAUGUAUUUUUGUAUAUACGCUAAUGUACUUUGUUUUAUUAUAUUAAUCUUAAUGUUGUCAUUUUCUUUUGCUAUUUCAAUCCAAUAUAAUCAUAUAUAACAUUAUAUCCAAUAUAUGAAAUAAUUGUUUUUAGCGACUUUUCCAUCUACUGAACAGACAUUAUCAAUUUGAUUCUUACUUGCUUAUUAAAUAAUUAUUAAAACUUUGUUUUAUAUAUCUAAAUCAUAUUGUUCAUAGAACAUAUAUUAGAGAAUUAUCAAGAUAAGUAUAAUUUAUCAAUUAUGCCAAAAUCUUAAUUACUAUUAGAGUUAAUGAAAUCAUUUGGUUCAGUUUCUCACUUAAUCAUGAACAUGUUGAUGUAUAUAUAUAUAAAAGACUGUUCACAUAUGAGAGACACUUCGUUAACAAUUUCUUUGAUAAAAGCAUUGAAAUUUUCGAUUGUGUGCUCAGAAAAUAUGAUGAAGUAAUAUUUUACAAAAGUUUGUAUCUCUAUUAAAAUGAUUCAACAACGGAGAACGUGAGUUUAUACAUCGAUGAAGAAUGAGAGAAAAGCAACGGGGGAAAAGCUGAUUUAACUCAGCUAAAAAUCAAAAUUAAAUCAAAUGAAUCACUUUAAAUCAAAAAAAUCAUUUUAAAUAAAAAAAAUCAAAUUAAAUCAAAAAAUCACUUUAACUCAUUCUAAAUCACCUUAACUCAUCCUAAAUCACCUUAAAUCACCUUAAACUCACGGUAAAUCGAAUGAAAUCAACGUAGGAUAUCUUAUACCAGGAUUCGAUUUUUUUCUAAAUGGGUUCGCGCAACAAUGCUCUUGAAGUAGACCCUGACGAGCUCUAUCCGAUGUACACCUUUGUUUUUCGAAAGGGCCCUCCCACUCUUCAAAAAAACACUAAAAGUACUUCAAAAAGAACAGCAAAAAUUACCGGCAAAUCUGUAAAACCUGUCGCGAUUCGCUCCACGGUGCUCUCCAACCUGGAGACACACCUCACCAGAUAGAUCCCGACGAGC